This is a messenger RNA of Amaranthus tricolor (Joseph's coat), 876 nucleotides long. RefSeq names its product protein CASPARIAN STRIP INTEGRITY FACTOR 1. Bases 316 to 600 code for a protein of 94 amino acids. The transcript is spliced from 3 exons. Lineage: Eukaryota; Viridiplantae; Streptophyta; Magnoliopsida; Caryophyllales; Amaranthaceae. The record is from RefSeq and is a predicted model, not a curated record.
UUCUCCUUGUCAUAACAAUCUUGCCAACCUAAUUCCCCUAUUAAAUUCCCACUAACUAAAUGCAUAGACUUGAUUUUAUACCCCAACAACAUCAAAGUGGUCUCCUAUCCCAAUUACAAUAUUUUAACCUAAAAGAUAAAUCAUUAUCAAAUAAUUUCUUUUCUUAUAAAUAAUUAAUAAUUGUUAUCUUUAUCUAGCUAGAAAUGCCACUUCCAGGGUAAAGUUCAUGUCUUUUGCAUCAUAACAAGAACCACCAUCUUCUAGCUUGUACUUCCUUUAGAACAAAACAAGAAAAAUAAGCUAAGAAGCCCAUAAAUGGAGUUUUCCUUACCAUCUAAGAAACUUAUUGUUCUUAUUUUCCUCAUUGUGUGGGGUUCACUUAUAUCGACUUCUAUGGCAGGUCGUCAUUCCAAGUUCACUAAAAGCUUAGAUAAGGAGAAUUUUGUUGAAGCUUAUGAGGAAUCAAACUUUAAAAGAGACGUAAAGGAAGAGAUGAUAAUUCAUGAGAGGAUGUUAAGAAGGGUGAACACUAAUGACUAUGGAAGAUAUGAUCAAUCCCCAUCUCUUCCAAGGCCACGCCACAAACUCAUUCCCAAUUAGUUUAAUAUAUGUGUUUGGCUUUGCAUGAGGUUUUGCUUUACUAAAAUAAAUAAAUUUACAUAUAUAUUAUAUAUAUAACUAGCUAGCUAGCUAGGGUAUUAUAUUAAGUUUAAAUAUAUACUUAUUUGUCUUUUUAGUGUUUUUUUAACUAAAAAAAUUUUUAUAUAAAAUGAUCAAAGAGUAAAAUUAAAAGGACAGAGUAGUAUAUUUGUAUUUAUUGUAUGUGUAUGUAUACAACACUAUGUGCUUGAUGUUUGUCUUUUAAUAUAUGCUAUA